AUGCUGAGAAAAGGAAAGAGGACCAGCUUCUUCAAGCCAUCGCCCUCCAACUGUGCCGCGAGGCCUGCUACAGGCAGCGAGCCUUUCGCCGACACGUUAAUGGAGGAGCGGAUCGCUAGCGUGGAGCCUUUGAUCAAGAAGUGGGCCGCCGACUCCUCCAGCACCUCCAGAUAUACUGUCGCUGCUUUUCUCUUCCAUGAAGGGCGCCACGAAGCCGCGCUCUACCUCAGCCAUGUCAAGGACCUGCACUCCGCAAUGCUGUGCUGCACCGGUGAAGUCUCGAACUCGGGCGUGAUCGUGCGGGCUCAUGAGCUGUUGCAGACCGCAGUGAGGCGGCUCUCCCUGGAAUUCCACCAGAUCCUGUCGUCGCAUCUCCCAUAUCCUGACCACGCCGAAUCGUUCUCAAGCCAGUCUUCGCGAUCCUCCACCCUAUCGAGCUUCUCGGACUUUGAAUACGAGUUGGAGGGCAAGUUAUCGACGAAGAAGUCCGCUGCCGAGCCAGUAAUGCAGGAAGAGGAGCGAGUUCCUAAUGCAGCGGUUUCCGAUAUAAAGACCAUCGCAGACUGCAUGAUUGCUUGCGGGUACGGCAAAGAGUGCAUGGAUAUCUACAAGAUCGUGCGAAGAUCAGUCGUCGACGAGGAACUGUAUCAUCUAGGGUUCGAGAGGCCGAUCGACUCUUGGCAGAUGCAGAAGAUGGAUUGGAAGGUUUUGGAAGCGAAGGUCAAGGGCUGGCUGAGCGCUGUGAAGCCGGCGGUCCAGACGCUCUUCUAUGUUGAAAGGAUGCUCUGCGACCGGGUCUUCACCACUGCGCCCGCCUCGGUCGGGGAGUCCGUCUUCUCCCACGUUGCGCGGGACGCCGCGGUUGCGCUGUUUGGGUUCACAGAAGGGGCGGCGAAGGCUAUCAAGAGGUCCCCUGAGAGAAUCUUCUGCCUGCUCGACAUCUACGAGGCCGUCGCAAACCUCCGCCUGGAUAUUGAGUUCACCUUCUCCUCCGACGCAACAUCCACUGUCAGAUCGCAUGCGUUCAAUUUACUGACCAAGCUUGGCGAGGCGGUUCCCGUGAUGCUCGGCAACUUUGAGGCCGCCAUCCAAAAGGACUCCUCCAAGCAGUCAGUAGUGUUAAAGGAUCAAGAUCCUUAUCUUAUUCUGCUACAUCGAAAGUCAGCUGCGGUCCCCAGUGGCGGCAUCCACCCGCUGACACGUGACGUCAUGAACUACCUCGCCUUGCUCGCCGACUAUGGCGGCGUCCUCAGAGACAUACUCGCCGACUGGCCAGUUGAUGGCAGCCAGAAGUACCCGGGGUUCCCAUACUCCUACUUUCCCGGCUGUGACCCUGCCACCUCCAUCACCGCUGGAGACGGCGAUGCGUCGGUGAAGUUUGCACGGUUUGCACAGCUCGCUCUCGUCCUACAGUGUAAGCUCGACGUGAAGGCCAAGCGGUACAAGGACGUGGCUCUCUCUUACCUCUUCCUCGCCAACAACCUCCAGUACGUCGUCAACAAGGUGGCUCAGUCCAACCUGAAGCACCUCCUCGGUGAGCACUGGGUGGCGAACCACGAAUCCAUGGUGAAGCUCUACGCUGACAACUACGAGCGGACGGGAUGGAGCAAGGUCUUCGCUUCCUCGUCCGGUCUGAGUGUUGAGAUUUCUUUGGGCCGGGCGAAGGAAUCGCUGAGGAGGUUCGACGCGGCCCUGGAGGAGGUUCAGGCUAAGCAGGCGGGAUGGGCCGUGACCGACUAGAAGCUGAGGGACGACAUCGCGCUGUCACUGGCGGAGGAGCUCGUGCCUGCUCAUCGGCGACUCUACGACGGCUGUCCGAGGAGAGAUCCGGUGGUCAAAUUCACCCCUGAUGAUUUGGAUAAUUACUUGGCUGGCAUGUUGCGCGCCACUGGCGGUGGCUCCGCGACCGUGUCGGAGGCGGCGUCGCGGUCGUCCAGCAGCUGGAAUGGAAAGAGCAUUCCAUGA
Molecule: messenger RNA, 1965 nt
Organism: Eucalyptus grandis
Lineage: Eukaryota; Viridiplantae; Streptophyta; Magnoliopsida; Myrtales; Myrtaceae
Product: exocyst complex component EXO70H1
Exons: 2
Biological process (GO): exocytosis
Cellular component (GO): exocyst
Molecular function (GO): phosphatidylinositol-4,5-bisphosphate binding
Source: RefSeq, a predicted model, not a curated record